Molecule: messenger RNA, 2444 nt
Organism: Pezoporus occidentalis (night parrot)
Lineage: Eukaryota; Metazoa; Chordata; Aves; Psittaciformes; Psittacidae
Exons: 9
Coding region: 271-1176 (301 amino acids)
Source: RefSeq, a predicted model, not a curated record
GCUUAAUGAUGUUCUUGUCAUCUCUUCACAGUCAUCCUGUUCAAAGGGGUGGGUUGCACAGGAGAGCUUCUGGUUUCUCAUAGCUGGGUGCUGCCUGCUCCUGGUCUGAUGCUGUGGAUGCUGCCUGCCAGACACUGCUGCAGACUUCUGGGCUGCCCUUGAAGGCAACUUACCAAUGGUUAACCAGCCAGCAAGGAUUUUCAACUGAAAUCCCUGUGGAAGAUAUAAGUCUAAAAGUUGUUUCAGUGAAGACGCACUAGAAAGGAUAAAAUGGAUGCCAUGCACAAGCUGAAGAUUCUGGUGAUGCUUCUGGCUCUGGCUGUUUUUGUGGCUGUAGUGACACUGAAUGCUGGAGAUGCCACUGGGACGUUCAAAGGUCUGUUCAGGUCAACCCCUGGAAACAUCUCGGCCAAGUACAACACUGACUUCACACCAGCUGGCUGGACUUUCCUCAUCUGGAAUGUCAUCUAUGCCUGGCAGCUUGCCUGGCUUCUCUACGCCUUGUCGGGGAUCUGUCGAAGGAAUGAAUUUGGAUGUGCCUGCAUAAAGCCGGACUUGCUGCCAAUAUCUUUUUACACAGUGUGGAUACUCAACAAUGGCCUCAAUAUUUCAUGGCUGUUUCUGUGGGACCGAGAAUGCCUCCUCCCAGCCCUGGUGCUCCUGGUAGCUCUCACUCUUACUACGUUUGUCUGCCUCAUCAUUUCACACCGAGCCUUGAAUGCCCAUUCCUCGUGGCUUGUGAAGGGCCACAAAGCUGAGCUCUGGCUCAUCCGCAUCCUAGUCCAGAAUGGGCUGGCGCUGUAUGCAACAUGGACCAGCAUUGCCACCCUGCUGAACUUUGCUGUUGUGCUGAUCUACAAGUGGAAUGUGGCCAAUGAGACAGCAACGACUGCUUGUCUCAGCAUCCUUGGUCUCAGCCUAUUAAUAUGGUUUUAUCUAGAAAACUUUGUCCUUGACCAGUAUGUCCGCUAUAACAUCACAGUCUACCCAGUGGUCAUAACAGCUCUGACUGGCAGCGCAUGCAAGAACUUCUUGUUUUCAUUCCCAACAACAAAUGGUGUUUUUAUAGUUGUUCUGUUGGCAAUCACUUGCUUCAUUUUUGCUGUUCGGCUGGGACUUGUUGCAUGGAGACACUUUAGGAGACCAUUGGAAGCAUCAGAAAACCCAGACCCAUAGGGCACAGUGGCCUGAGACCUCUGGCAUGUUGUAGCACAUACUUUAAAUGGAGAAAAAAGGAUCCGGCAUCUGCUGGUCUGUCCUUCCAGUAUCAAUUGCCUUAUGCUCUCUAUUUCUGCCCUUCCAAAUACAGAUGCUUGUCUGCAAACCUCUCCUGCUUCUAAGUUCCCUCAGCUCAGCUGCUCACAGCCCCACUUUGAAUCCAUGCCCUUCUUCAUUUGGUUUGACUCUGGAUCAGUGCAGGAAAAGGCCCUUCAGCUGAAUAGCCCUGUACAGGUUUGGGAUAGAGCUGUGGCCCUACCUGUUGCACUAUCAACAGGCACUAUGCGGGCUUGCACAGGCACUUCUGUAUGGUUUUUCCUUGGUCACUAAUUUUCCUUAAGGCCAAGGUGAGCGGUGAGACUCCUGUCAUGCCUCUGGCCAUUCAGUGCUGGGUUUCUGCAAGCCCCUGUGGUGUGAGCAGGAAUCCUGCAGGCAGCAACUGCUCCCUUUCCUGCUGCUUUUCCCACAUCAUAAAGAUACUACAGCUCUGGAGAUCUACCUGUGCUGUGUCAGCUCUGCUUGAUACCCAAGGGGGAAGAGGAGGAGUGACUGAAUAUUUCUGACACAAAUGCAAGCCUUCAACCUAUUUUUAUUUGUAGCUCUGGAAAUUGAAGAUGCGUUCACCUUUCAGCAUCCACUGAAGCAUCUGGGGCUCUGCCCUGUUUUUUCCCUUUCUCAAGUUAGUCACUGUGUCACCGCCUCUGUCUGUGACCCACAAUAGCAGCAGCUUCGCUGUUCCUGCCCUAGCCUAUAAGACAGGAGAGAUCUGGGUCAGGCAGGAGCCGUGGGAUGCCUUUCCCUGAGCUGUGCAGUGCAGUUUGCGCUGGGUGGAUGCCUCCUGCUGGAGAACGGUUUGUAGCCAUGCUGGCAGGAGGAGAUGCGCAGAUGAGGUGGUGCCUGCCCCGGGGUGAAGCUGCUGCUUCAAAGGGAAGCCUGUUUAAGGAAAAAAAUCACUUGAACUGAUAACGUGAGUUCGUCGUGGAUUGGUGCUUUCUCAUGCGGCUUCACCACAGGAAGCCUUAACGUGGGUUGACUGAGUUGUCAAACCGCUGCCUCCACUUCCUGUGCCUACUUGAGCCUCACUGCUAUCUGGAAGUGUUUCUACAUGGCAGAUGCUUUCAGAUGCUGAAUUCAUUGCAACACUAUUACAAAGGUUAAAUUGUCUAAAACACCAUGUGCUAGCGUUUACAUUUAACAAAACUAAAUCGGUGUCAUGCACUUCCUCU